Molecule: messenger RNA, 1758 nt
Organism: Zea mays
Lineage: Eukaryota; Viridiplantae; Streptophyta; Magnoliopsida; Poales; Poaceae
Source: RefSeq, marked validated
CUUUCGUCCUCUUCUUGUUGCGCGCCAUCCGAUCGCCGCUGCCAGGUCGUGUCCUUUCUCGUCGCCGGCAAGGCCUCCUCCCACCCAAUUUCCUUGACGAGAGGCGCUGCUCGGUUCCCCGGACCUCACCUGGGGCCUGCCUGGCGUCCAUUUUAGCCUAAAAUAGGCUUAAAUAGUCAGAUUUUGAGCACCCAAUCUCGAUAAAGAAAGCCCCAAAGAGGCAAUAGCCAGCUGCCAGCCCUAGUACGACGACGUGCCGCCGCCAGCUGCCUCUGCGCGAAGACGACGCGCCGCCGUAGAGUUGCCCAGGCCCGCUGACUCCCGAUCUGCAUCUCUCGGACUGCCCGACGCCUUGCGGCUGCGGACGCCUUUCGCUGUGCGGGCUGCGUCCAGUGGAACGUCACCUCUCCCAGCGCGGGACGCGCCUCCAGGCUCCAGCGGAGCUCGACAGGCCGGCAGUUGACCCCUUGCCAACUGGCUCCUGGACUCCUGUUUUGCUGGGUUGAGGAGAACCAUGCCGGACGUGAAGUCCGCUGCUGCCACGGUCGCCAAGGCAGUGGCUGGUGACUCUCCUUCCCCUGCUGCUACUCCUCCUGCGCCGGCCGUCGCCAGCAGCAAUGGGACACCGCAGAAGCCGCCUCCUAUUCCAGCUGCCACCUUCGACAUGCCCAAGCCAAACCUUCGUGGUCUUAACAAGCCCAAGUGCAUCCAGUGUGGUAACGUUGCCCGCUCCAGGUGCCCAUUCCAAUGUUGCAAGAGCUGCUGCUACAAGGCUCAGAAUCCUUGUCACAUCCAUGUCCUGAAGCAGAGCAACACAUUGCCAGAUAAGCCAUCACCUGCUACUGCUUCUUCAACAGAACAGCCAUCUACCAAUUUACCCGCAACCAGUUCAGCAUCAAGGCUAGCUGCCUUGCAAAAGCUUCCUCAGCAUUUUCUGAAGUCUCUCCAAACAAAGAAGUCGCUUACGAAAAAGGAUGCCGUGGCUAUAAACAAGUGGAGGUUUAUGAAGCUAAGGGAACAUAUGCAAGGCGAUAUCGAUGAUGAAAACGAAGCAUAUGAGAGGUAUACACAGAAUGUUAGGUUACUGGAGGAAACAUUCUAUCCCAUGGAAUACGCUGAUGUCGAGCCUGAAGCCGAAGCACCUUCUUCAGACGAAGAAAGGAUGGACUUGCUGGUUUCGGAGGCAAAGGUGAGGCUGAAGUCGGAUAACGAAAUCGCUGAUCGCUUCAAGGAGAGGGUCGCCGCCAUCUUGGACCAGAAGCUGAAAAAACUGCUCGAGAGCCAAAGCGCCGACGAGGACGACAAACUGUCCGAUCCAGACCAGGACGAUCAUCUAAACCCGGCGAAGUUCAGCGCGAAGCAGAAGGCAGAGAGAAGCGCGAGCUUAAACGAGCUGCUCGGUAAGCUGACACGGGCACGGAGCGAGGACGACCUGAAGCCGUGCCGCGAUCUCAUCGAGCAGCUGUUUGGGAAGGAGAAGGGCUCCUCUACUGACAGGCAAGCUGGAGUGGAGAUGGAGCAGAGAGAUCAAGAGUCAGCCGCAGCAGCAGUAGCACAGCCUUACUCCGUCCCAGAGUUGUGCGCUAGGAUGGAGGUUGAUGAGGACUUUGCCGCAAAGAUUAGUGAUGAGUUCUCGUUGAGUCAGGUGGCGCAGCUAUGAAUCUGGAACCCGGCCUUCGAUGAGUUCUCGUUGAGUCAGGGGGAUGCAAUGUUAUUAUCACUGAGCUCCUUCGAUGUGUACCAACUCAACAGCGCUAU